AUGCCUUUCAGAGAUGAAGAAGACUACGCGGAGAAAAAGCAGCAGGCCGCCCACGAUGUUAUUAGCAUUCUUCACGAAAUCUCUAACUUGCUCAACACUGAUCUGACCCGCAGACAAAUCACUUUGUGUGCGUCGCUGAUCGAGAAUGGUGUGAAUCCUGAAGCUCUGGCUGCGGCGAUCAAGGAUAUCCGUAAAGACGUACUACCGGCGCCAUCGCGCGGGGGCCGCGAAUGA
This is a messenger RNA of Aspergillus heteromorphus CBS 117.55, 234 nucleotides long. RefSeq names its product mitotic-spindle organizing protein 1. Gene Ontology annotation, biological process: mitotic spindle assembly; microtubule nucleation by interphase microtubule organizing center; gamma-tubulin complex localization. The coding region runs from base 1 to 234 and encodes 77 amino acids. Gene Ontology annotation, cellular component: centrosome; spindle; gamma-tubulin ring complex. Lineage: Eukaryota; Fungi; Ascomycota; Eurotiomycetes; Eurotiales; Aspergillaceae. The record is from RefSeq and is a predicted model, not a curated record. The transcript is spliced from 3 exons.